This is a messenger RNA of Pecten maximus, 4303 nucleotides long. RefSeq lists its product as uncharacterized. Gene Ontology annotation, molecular function: GTPase activator activity; small GTPase binding. Gene Ontology annotation, biological process: activation of GTPase activity; nucleocytoplasmic transport. The record is from RefSeq and is a predicted model, not a curated record. The transcript is spliced from 12 exons. Gene Ontology annotation, cellular component: cytosol; nucleus; perinuclear region of cytoplasm. Lineage: Eukaryota; Metazoa; Mollusca; Bivalvia; Pectinida; Pectinidae. The coding region runs from base 63 to 1391 and encodes 442 amino acids.
UCUUUCGUAGUAGAAAACAAGAAACCGUGUGGCUGACAACAGCCAAACAAACCGAACGAAAGAUGCCAAAAAAGGGAGGAAAAAAGAAAGGUGGAAAGAAAGGAAAGAAGAAAUCAAAGACAGUCGCAGGAGCAGACGCCAUUAUUCAGAGGCUUCUGAAAAGCUAUGAAAGGAAUUGUGCCUUAACAGAGUCUCAACCAAGCCCAUGGAUUAGAAAUGCAUUAAAAGGCUGUCUAGAGAAUGGAACCGUCCUUGAUAAGUUCGUUGUGGAAUCAUCAGUCGUGGAAAAGGAAGGAGACAUGCCUGUUUUGUUGGAACCCUUGCUGGCAGCUAUACGACAGGAACGCUAUAUACACAUCAAAGACCUCCGUAUAUGGAACUAUCCGAUGUCCCACGAAAAUACUGCUACAUUAGGCUUACUCCUGGAGAAGCAAUGUUAUCCUCUGCGUCUGGUCGAGUGUAUGGACUGUCUUAUGGAGCCCUACUCUGUUAUGAGGUUUGCUCGAUCCUUCAGGGCCUGUAGUACAUUGACAACCAUAUCACUAGACUACAAUGAAUUUGGAGACGAAGGAUGUAAAAACCUAAGUAAAGGUAUGGAGGGGAAUGUCACUAUCCUGUCUAUCAGUAUGUGUUUCUGUGACCUCGGGCCUGAGAGUGGAAAAUAUCUAGGCAAUAUUGUAUCACGGACUGCAGUCAGGGACCUUUUUUUAGAUGGAAAUAACUUGGAAUGUGAAGGUGCUAUUGAUAUCAUUAAGUUGUGUGCCGAACAAGCUGACUUUGAAGCAUUUCAGAAGGCAGAGAAAGCUCGUCUGAAGGCAGAAGAAGAGGCUUUGAAGCUUGAACAAGAAAAAGAAGGUCGGCUUAGAGUCCAUUCGGCGUUAUCUGGUGGCAUGGCUUCAGGUUCUGAGAAGGAAGAUGCAGGAGGGGAUGAUAAAAAGAAAAAGAAGAAGAAAGGUAAAAAGAAGAAAAAGAAGAAGGAAGAGGGUCCACCACCAGUUGGUCCCUGGAUACGAAAGCUUCACUUGGCAGACAAUGGCAUUGACAAUGUCGCCUUUGGCAAGGAAUUUGCACCAAUAAUAUUUGUACGAGUUUUAAAAAAAUUAAUUAUGGGCUCUGAGUCAUUAGAGGAGCUGGAUUUGGACGACAACCUCAUUGGGGACUUGUCUGCUCGGGAAAUUGUGGAGGCGCUUGAGCAUAGAAAGGAAGAAAAAAUGGGAGGUGUGAAAUUAAAGACAACACACAGACUUCAAGCUGAUACAUUUAAAAAUUUAUGUAAGCUUGGAGCUGGUCUGAAGAAAAAGAAGAAAAAGGGAAAAAAGAUGGAAGAGUUUAAUGAAAAAGAAGAAGUGAUAAGCUACAUGGAGCUAAUGGAUCAGGACACGAGUCAUUAACAUCUGAGUUCACUUCAGUUUCUACUUCCGUAAUGAUGUCACCACAAACACGACAUGAAAAUAGAUCUCCAUAACAACACUAAAUUACCAUGGUAACAUGAACAGACAUUCCUUCUAUAACGACAGAUCCAGGUACACUCACGUCUAGUCAGACUCCAGAGCGUUUUCACAUUUUAAAUCGACUGAGUUACCAUGGUAACUGACGUUUUUGGGACUUAUAUUCUGUUAUUGUAUUAGCUAGAACCCAAAUCUUGUGAAGGUAGAAUAUACCGAUUGGUUUACAGACAUAAAUUGACUAUUGACUUGUCAACUACUUUACCAUUGCCAAAUGUAAUUAUUUCCUCUUGACACACCAUUCUCAUCAGUAGAUAUUCAAAGAAAUCUGCAGAAAAAACGUUAACGCAUUUAUAUUUCUGGAAAUAUUUUUAAUAAAAUAUUUUUUUUUUUAUUCGACAUCGACAUAUAAUAAAACAUCAAGAAAAACCCAUAAAACAGAGUUUUCGCACCUGAAAAAUCUGUUCUUCCUGUUUGUAUGUGAAGUUAUCUGACCAUUGACCUUUAUUUCAAAUAUAAUUCAAAUAUUUCAACGACAUGCUUUUUUGACAGCAGAUUAUUCUUUUAGAAGUAAACUCUCUAAAACUGAUAUUAAACAGUAAUGUCAUGUGUAAUUUAAUCAAACUAAAGAUAUGAAAUGUUAAGAAGUAUGACACUGAAAACAACGUUAUUUUGUUCUUCAGCUGAUUUUCCUGCUAGCAUGCCUGAGCGUGAUUGUAUAAUAAACUGUUGUUGAGUGUCUUUAUGGAUGAUUGUGCCAAAUGGUUUGAAACAUAUUUGUUUAUCUUAGAUAACAUUUAUACCUUUGUUUAUGUUUAUUUGACGCUUUAUAACAUAAAUGUUUCGUUUUCCCGUUAGACUCUCUCAUUAUGAAGUGUGAAAAUCAUGUGAGUUAUAUAAAUUUCAUGGAAGACGAAGUACACUAACCCUGGGUUGUACCGUCAGCAAUGUUUACUUACUGUAAGCUCCCUGUGAUCUGAUUCAGGAUAUAUAUAUAUAUAUAUGAUUUUACAAUGGUACAAAUGUAUCGUAUAUGUUUUUCAGACGUAUGUAAAAUCACCGUUAAGUAAAUCCCUUUUUUGUAACUCAAAUUGUUUGAAAAUGAGUGAAUGGAAGAGUAGUUACUGAAAAAGAAUUCCUUGUAAUUUUCAGAUGCAUGUAUACUAGGGAACAUUAAGUUAUUGUUUUUAGUGUGAUUUAAAACCUGAAGAGAUAUGUAAUUGAAUGUGUAUAUUAAAACUAGUUCGUAUGGAAAUGAUAACGAUAUAAUGAUCUGUGAUCUCUAUGUUAUGUGGAUUUGGUAAUCGGGGAAGAACUUUUUAUAUGAGCAAAUCCCUCAGCUAAAUUGCCAAGUUAAGAAAUGGUGUAAGUUAUGAUUUCAAGAAAGUAUAUGAAUCAAUCACACAUAAACCACUAGCUGGUUAUUUGGUCAAGUAGGUGUAUUUUAUGUAUCGCUUUAUAGUAUCCGACUACGUCUAUAUAUCCUUGUUUCUGUUCAAUAACGUUUUACAUAAAAUUUCUGCAAUAGUGUUCUAGUUUUUUCAUCUGAUUAUGAUAUACCUUGUAUAACAUGCCAUACAUAUGACUUACUUUUGCAAUACCUAUUGAUUUAUUUUUAAUAGCUUAUAUGUUAUAAUGCUAAUUGUUAUAGAUAGAUCAUGUCAUUGGAUGUGUAUUGACACUUAGCAUUAAUGAUGAGUUCUGUAAAUAUAUGUAAGGUAUGGAUUUGUCUCCCUUACAACUUCAUUUGGUUAAUAAAAAGACAAAUAUUAACUCAGUCUACUUAAUUAAUAUAUUCUGUAGAAAGUUUGGUGAUUUUGUUUUAUUUACUGGAUAGCAGGUACCUGUGCUGUAAUGGAAGAUAUUUGAGGGCCAUAAUUGCCAAAUAGAUCUUAUGUAUUGAGUAAACAUCUGUAAUAAUUAAUUGUUUAUCGAAUCACAAUUAAAUAGUUAAGUGAGGUCAAGAGCUACUACAUAUAAGUGCGAAAUGGUAUCUACAAGAAAUAAUUUAGUCCUUAUAGCAAAACAUUUAAGACUUUUUCAUUCCAUCAUAUAGGAGUUUAAAAAAAAAACACAAAUCACUUGCGACAUUGUUUUAGAUUUCCUAUUAAGCUGUUGUGCUGCGUAAUAAUCCCCUUAAAACAAUCUUAAAUAAGAAAAAAGUUGUGUUAGAUUCAAAUAGAAGCAUUAAUUGAAUUAUUUCUUAUGUAAUGGCCAUUUUAAUUUUAAGUACUGUAAUUAUUAUAUACUUGUUGUAUGUCACCGCGACAUAACUAUAGUGUCGCUUGAUAGAAUUUAGUUUCGUUGUUGUCAUAUCAUCGAAGUAAAUAUAAAUAUUAAACAUUAAAAGUAAUAAUGCCUAUGAUGUAUGAAUCUCUUGUAAAACAUUCUCUGACGGAGAGUGAAUCUGAAAUAUCGUCGGAUUUGACACUGUUAUAACAUACUGAAUAUUUUAACAAAUAGAUAAUUUGUGAAAUAUUUCGUUGCAUUUGUUGUAAUAUGACACUUUAAGAAAAGACAUGACACAUUCUAUGACUUGGAAGUUUUAGCACUGUUUUAUAUAUACGCAGUUGUUUUCAGCCUGUUCUUACCUGUUAUCUACAACACGUUAAUCCGUGAACAUUUAUAUACAAUGUAUUUGGUAUGUGAGUUAUAUUUCGGUCGGUAAUGUUUGUUAUUAGUGAUGAAAUAUAGAGAGAGAAUAUUUGUGGUAUGGCAAUUGUAUUUCGGUCGGUAUGUUGGUUAUGAAUGAGGAAAUAAAGAGAGAGAAUAUGUGUAAUUAAUGUUCUAUAUACUUUGUGUAAAUAUAUACUUUAUGUAAAUAUAUUCAUUACAUUAAAAGACAUUUUCAAAUACGA